AUGGAUCAUUAACUUUACACUCCUGCAAUAAGGCCAAAAGUCUAAUAGCAAAGCCACCAUGACCAAAACCACAGCUAUGUCCCAUAAUAGAAUAAACUCCCCCCACAUUUAGAAGGGAAUACCUAUUAGCAGGCAAAGCAAUAACUUUUAAGAAACAGGUCUUAGCCAGAGAUAUUGAACCACAAAAUUACUUUUGAUAAUGUAAUAAAAAAGAGCCAAUUUGAUAGAGUAGUGAACUACAAUGAAAGAAAAUUAUUCUCAUAUGACUCAAAUAUCUUGUUUGGACAUAACAGCGAUGCAUAUAAGCAGUCAAUGUUUAGUAUAGCCAUUCCAGAGCUUUAAAGCGAGGAAACUAAGCAUGAAGGGCCUUCCUUAAUAGAGUAACUACCACCAGCUGAGUAGUGGAAAAGAGAUAGAUUGGCAGAGAUGGCAUAAUUAGACCCAGCCAGGAGAUAAGAAAUCGAUGCUUUUGAUGAAGUUUAAAAUAUUACCAAUGACGCUUUAUCAAGCAAAUAUGAAGGUGUCGUGCUUGAAUAAAUGUCUGAGUUUUUCUCUUCAUAUAAAUAGCAGCCUAAGAAAUCAAGUUUCACUGCUGUAAAGAUUUUUAGACUUCUAGGUAAGCAUUAUCCUCUCCUUUAUUUUGAUUCAGAGUUGAUGAAUCCAUCAUUCAAGAGUUUCUUUACAAGGGACCCAUUUGAAAUGUUAAUUCACUUGAUCUCAGGAUUGCAUGAUGAUUUGAAUCGUGCUCCUAAUCGUGGAUAGAUGGUAGGUGCAAAUUCCUAUCCAGCAUUUUAAGGAAAUGGAAUAGUAGAGUUAGAUUAUAUUCAAGCUGAUAAAUGGGAUAAAUUCUUUAGAGAGAAAGACGAUUCCCCUAUAAUCGAUAUGUUUCAAGGUAGAAUACUUAAACACAUUUAAUGUCUACUUUGCUAUAAUCCAAAGCUAAUCUUUGAAAAUUUCAUGAGUCUCAACUUGAGUUUGAAGAAGCAUUCCAAAGCAGAGACUGUGAAUUUGACUGAACUAAUAGUAGAGUACUUUCAGUCCUAGCUCAACAAUAAGGAUUCAAGUAUUGUGGAUUCAGAGAAAAAUGCCCCAUACAAAAAGGAAUUGAGCAUUUGGAAAUUUCCCAAAUUCCUUAUAAUCCAGAUUCAGAGAUUUGAGACAUUCGUGAAUAAAGUUAAUUCAUAUUAGCAGAAUGUGUUCUACCCAGUAGAUAGCCUUGACCUUAGAAGAUUCGCUAAUACCUCAAAGGAUGACAGUGUUAAAAAGGCUGUUUAUAAUCUCUAUGGGACUGUCUAACUUGCAAAGCUUAAUAAUUCCCACAGAUUCAAUUCAAGUGUGUUUAAUAGUAAGGAGGAAAAAUGGUAUUUGUAUGAGGAGUAGGAAUAGGUCUCUCAAUCAGGAAUUGAAAGUCCUAGUAAAAAUGCAUACAUACUAUUUUACCAAAGAGUUGAUGCUCUCACUCAUAAAUUUGAAUGA
This is a messenger RNA of Stylonychia lemnae, 1476 nucleotides long. The record is from the annotation of a GenBank genome assembly. NCBI's taxonomy places the organism in Eukaryota, Ciliophora, Spirotrichea, Sporadotrichida, Oxytrichidae.